This is a messenger RNA of Trematomus bernacchii (emerald rockcod), 820 nucleotides long. Its product is annotated as parvalbumin beta-like. Gene Ontology annotation, cellular component: cytoplasm; nucleus. Gene Ontology annotation, molecular function: calcium ion binding. The transcript has 5 exons. The record is from RefSeq and is a predicted model, not a curated record. The coding region runs from base 220 to 549 and encodes 109 amino acids. NCBI's taxonomy places the organism in Eukaryota, Metazoa, Chordata, Actinopteri, Perciformes, Nototheniidae.
AGCGUCUUCAUUUGUGAAACUUAAAAUAGACCGCGCUCUGGCUACAGGAAGGAUUUUCGCCACCCCCUUCUCAAUGGUGUCAGUUAUCUUAUGCCUCAGAUUUCGAUGGAGUAAAACUAUAAAAAGGUCACGGGGCGCACCGGGAAGAUCACUGCAGUCGACUCAAGUCCUGUCUUUUUCGUCUGUACUCUUCAAAGCAAAGACAUCAACGAGAUCGAAAUGGCCUUCGCAAGUCUACUUAAAGACGCUGAUGUCGCUGCAGCCCUGGAAGGGUGCAAAGCUGCUGACUCCUUCGACCACAAGAAGUUCUUCAAGGCAUGCGGUAUGGCUGGCAAGUCCGCAGAAGACCUGAAGAAGGCCUUCCUCAUCAUUGACCAGGACAACAGUGGAUUCAUUGAGGAGGAGGAGCUGAAGCUGUUCCUGCAGACCUUCAAGGCAGGUGCACGCGCGCUGACCGAUGCCGAGACCAAGGCACUCCUGAAGGCCGGAGACUCCGACGGUGAUGGCAUGAUUGGCGCAGACGAGUUCGCUGCCAUGGUUAAGCAAUAAAGUGGCAACUGACCAACGACACCUGCUCUGAUGGAACAAAGCCCAUGCCGACCUCCCCUCGUUUUCAUCUGAAUAUAAAUAAUUUUUAUACAUUUGCUUAAGAGACUUUUCCUCCUAUGCAACACAUUGUCCAAACAAAAUGAUGAGUGUGAAUGUCGCUCGGUUGUGUUCAUGUCUUAAAUAUGAAUUUUGCUUAUUGUAAAAUCUAUGAUGCACUUUCCAGGUACAAACGAUUAAAAAAAACGGAGAAUAAAUAUUCUUUUGAUGCGGU